Diceros bicornis minor is the source of this 3227-nucleotide messenger RNA. It is a transcript of the gene ST6GALNAC3, whose product is annotated as ST6 N-acetylgalactosaminide alpha-2,6-sialyltransferase 3. The record is from RefSeq and is a predicted model, not a curated record. Gene Ontology annotation, biological process: oligosaccharide metabolic process; ganglioside biosynthetic process. Bases 286 to 1194 code for a protein of 302 amino acids. The transcript is spliced from 6 exons. NCBI's taxonomy places the organism in Eukaryota, Metazoa, Chordata, Mammalia, Perissodactyla, Rhinocerotidae. Gene Ontology annotation, molecular function: alpha-N-acetylgalactosaminide alpha-2,6-sialyltransferase activity.
GGGCUGGAGCUGUCCUGCCGCGGUACCAGCCUCCAGCCUGUCGCCGAGACUGCCCCUGACCCAGGCGCGCCUGCUGCUCGGUGGCAGGAGGGCCGGCGGAGCGCCAUGGCCUGCAUCCUGAAGGUCUCUGCAAGAUCUUGGAGGAGAUACAGAUAAGGAUGAAGUCCUAAGCUUUGCUUUUAUAAAGCUGAGCAUCAAAUGAGAGUGAAGAACACCCCCACCUCUACCCCAGGUCCUUCUCUUCCAGUCAUGGCUCUCCUGAGACUCUGCAGCAGGAGCCGAUGAAUGUGUGUGAGAAAGUCUGUGAUUGCAGUGAGCUUCAUAGCAGCGUUCCUCUUCCUGCUGGUUGUGCGCCUUGUAAAUGAAGUGAAUUUCCCAUUGCUACUAAACUGCUUUGGACAACCUGGUACAAAAUGGAUACCGUUCUCCUACACAUACAGGCGGCCCCUUCGAACUCACUAUGGAUACAUAAAUGUGAGGACGCAAGAGCCCUUGCAACUGGACUGUGACCUCUGUGCCAUAGUGUCAAACUCGGGUCAGAUGGUUGGCCAGAAGGUGGGGAAUGAAAUAGACCAAUGCUCCUGCAUUUGGAGAAUGAACAAUGCCCCCACCAGGGGCUAUGAAGAAGAUGUUGGCCGCAUGACAACAAUUCGAGUCGUGUCCCAUACCAGCGUUCCGCUUUUGCUAAAAAACCCUGAUUAUUUUUUCAAGGAGGCAAACACUACUAUUUAUGUUAUUUGGGGCCCUUUCCGCAAUAUGAGGAAAGAUGGCAACGGCAUUGUUUACAACAUGUUGAAAAAGACUGUUGACGUCUAUCCAAAUGCCCAAAUUUAUGUGACCACAGAGAAGCGCAUGAGUCACUGUGAUGGAAUUUUUAAGAAGGAAACUGGGAAAGACAGAGUCCAGUCUGGCUCUUAUCUCAGCACAGGAUGGUUUACCUUCAUUCUGGCCAUGGAUGCCUGUUACAGCAUUCACGUCUACGGCAUGAUAAAUGACACCUACUGCAGGACAGAAGGAUAUAGAAAAGUCCCCUAUCAUUACUAUGAACAAGGAAGAGAUGAAUGUGAUGAAUAUUUUCUUCAUGAACAUGCCCCAUAUGGGGGGCAUAGGUUUAUCACUGAGAAGAAAGUGUUUGCUAAAUGGGCCAAGAAACACAGGAUAAUAUUUACACACCCAAACUGGACAGUGUCUUGAUGUUGGUUUUUCUGAUCUUGCCAUACCACUUGACAUGAUCAUGAUGCUGCAACUGUGAUGCUAAUGAUGCUAAUCAUGAUGAUGGUGAUGAUAAAGACAACAAUGAUGAUCAAGUUUCUAUACAUUCUCAGAUAUGGAUGGUGACUCUGCCAGUAAUUUGAACUUGGGAUUCUGUGUAGGGUGGUUGUGCUCAUUAUGUUCUUUCUGAAGGUUCACCGUUACAUACUGCACUUUAUAAUUUAACUGGAAUUGAAAUGAAGGCCAGUAACAUGACGGCAAUGACCUAAGAAAUGGGAAGAUUAUCCUUCAAGAUAGCUGCCCAGAAUUCUUGACAGUGAGUGACUUCCAAAUGCCAUGGGAUUUGGCCUCGUGAGGCAAAGUUAUUGACUCUGUGGUUUCUUGAACCUGAGCAGCUCCACUGUCGGACACUGACCCAAGAAAUGCUCAAGGUACAAGUAUCUUACCACAGUUACUAGUUAGCUUGAGGGCAGGGAAGAAUCUCUUCCUGACAUACCAUCUUCCUACAGUACCUCCUACAGCUAAAGCCUCAGGUCAUUUCCUAAUUAACAGUGAUGAUAUUAUGGACAUCAUACCCAUCAGGAUUACUUGACUAUCUCAAACGCUUAAUUCACAAUAGGCCGACUAGCAAAGCUUGACGAAUUUCCACUCUCACCAAUCCAUUCUCACUGCCCCAAACAAUAUAACUAAACAUGUUACUAGAAUGAGCUAUAUUAAUGUUUAGUUAUUUUUGGUUGAGUCCUAAGUAUUUCAGAAACCUAUUUAACACGUAAGAUACCAACACUGUAAUAACAUAUACUGUGAAAACAUUCAUGAAACAUAACCAAAAGGAUUUCUAACUCUGCUUCAACAUCCAACAACACAAAAUUGUAUGCUUUUUAAAAUCAUGAAACAAGGAAAGCAAAGCAUAUUUUUACAUCAAUUUGUAUCCUACCAUUCUUCUUAAUAUAUAUUUGUAUAUUCAGAUUUCUAUUUUAUAGGCCCAAGAUGUGUCUCUCCAUACAUUAUAUUAUCAUUGCUAAGUGCCAACUGUUAGACAUGGAGAGGAAAUGAUUCCUUGUAUUAAAUCUGACCAGAGAUUUUUGCCUUCUUAGGGUUUACUUUCCCCACAGUGUAUCAGUUGUUAUACAACAAUAUAAUGACCUUGAUGUCCAAAGUGCUUUGUCAUUCAGAGUCCUUUCACAUAUGCUGUCCCGUGUGAUCCCCAUGACCACCCCAUUGGGCUAUUGUCUAUGCGUUCUGACAGCUCCUUAGCAGAUAAUCUGUAAUUUGUUAAUUGCUCUGAUAUAUUCCAGAUUGCUCCCCUUACUAAUAUUUGUAUAGAAUAGCAUUUAUGUAGACUAGUAACAAAUUGAUUUCAGUGCCAAAUACAAUAGAUUAUAUCAGGAUUAUGCAAAAAGUAUCAUAAGAAUGGUCUUGGCCAUAGACUGGGACCCCUGUGAACAUAGGUACUUUUGAUUUUUUUUGUUUUAAUGACUCUAUUUUGGUGGGGAAAAGAUGAGGAAGCAGAGACAACAGGAGGGUAUGAAUGCAGAGAAGUACAUUUUCCUGUUCCCGUCUUGUGAUGACUCUGUUCUCCAUAUAUUCAUUGCUCAUUAAAUAUUAGAAGGUUGAUUUGCUGAGAAAAUAGCUGAAAGACCAAAAACAUUCUUGCAAAUGAUCCAAAAGACAAAAGCCAGCCUUAAUUUACAAAAUGUUUUGGAAGCUGGAAGUGAUGAUGCAUUUCACCUCAGGAGCAUUUUGCUGGUCUUUCCCAGUGCUAAGUCUCAUGAUUAAUUUUCAUUAAAAUGGGCCAUUUUGGGCAAAAGUCUCUCUUCUGCUCUUCUACCAUUUUGAUACCCCAGUACGCACAUCUCUAAAAAUUACCAAGCAGCACUUCCAUUGUUGGAUCUGUUAAUCUUGUUCUUCUUUUGUUGUUUCCUUAUGUGAUUUUCACUUCUAUGUAUAUUGGUUUUUUUGAGCUAAUGAUGGAUAGAAAUGCCCACUCAAAGAAAAAUAAAUGGAUACAAAUGUUA